Messenger RNA from Symsagittifera roscoffensis, 1565 nucleotides. RefSeq lists its product as uncharacterized. Gene Ontology annotation, biological process: 'de novo' UMP biosynthetic process; 'de novo' pyrimidine nucleobase biosynthetic process. The record is from RefSeq and is a predicted model, not a curated record. Gene Ontology annotation, molecular function: orotidine-5'-phosphate decarboxylase activity; orotate phosphoribosyltransferase activity. Bases 3 to 1439 code for a protein of 478 amino acids. The transcript has a single exon. Lineage: Eukaryota; Metazoa; Xenacoelomorpha; Acoela; Convolutidae.
AAAUGAAGCAUUUGAUUGAAGAACUGAUAAAUAUUGGAUGUUUGAAAUUUGGCGACUUUACUCUAAAAAGUGGGCAAAAGUCACCCUUGUAUUGUGAUCUGCGAGUACUUAUAAGUUAUCCGCACUUCAUGACUGAGAUCUCGGACUCUCUUUUCGCCAAAUAUGAAAAAAUCUUUGACGGUAAGUAUGGUGAACGGAUCUGUGGAGUUCCCUAUACGGCUUUGCCGAUAGCAACGCAUUAUUCAAUCAAACACUCGAUUCCGAUGGUUUUACGCCGAAAGGAGGCUAAAAACUACGGUACGAAGAAACUUCUUGAAGGCAUUUUUAAACCAGGCGAGGAAUGUCUGAUCGUUGAAGAUGUAGUGACUACAGGGUCAUCUGUAGCUGAAACUGCGGAAGUUUUGAGGUCGGAAGGUUUAGUUGUAAAAGAUGCUAUCGUGUUUAUCGAUAGACAGCAAGGAGCUACGGAAACUUUAGCGAAAACUGGAAUUAGAGUUAUAUCUCUAAUUACCAUGGAAGAUAUAGUCGAUUACGUGAGUUCAAGUUCAACUUUUAAGUUACCAACUGAACAAUUAAAAAUUUUGCAAGAUUUCGUGUCGUUGAAAAAAGUGGUUAGCAUUGAAAAUGAAAAAGUAGCGGAUCUUCUAGCCAAGCGAAUUGAAGGUUUCAAAUGUGAUCAUAACAAAAAGUUAUUGCAGAUUAUAGUUGAGAAGAAAACUAAUCUUUGUUUAUCGGCCGAUUUGACAUCUUGCGAAAAUGUGUUGAGAAUGAUUGAUCAAGUUGGACCUUUUAUUUGUGCAGUUAAGACUCAUGUCGAUAUAUUAGAAGAUAUAUUCACCUUUGGAGCUGAAAAGUUCAUCGCGAAUAUUUUGGAGCUUUCAAAGAAGCACAAUUUUCUGGUUAUGGAAGACAGGAAGUUUUCAGAUAUCGGAAAUACUUUCAAACUGCAAUUGAUGAAUGGGCCAUUUAGUAUUUCAAGAUGGGCUGAUUUUGUAACUGCUCACGCUAUUUCUGGUAGUGGAAUGAUUCAAGCUCUACAUGCUGAAAAAUCAAGUUUAGGAGUAGCAGUUCCCAGUUUGAUUUUUGUAGCGCAAAUGAGCUCAUCCAAUAACUUGAUCACCGAUGAUUACACCAAAAAGACGAUUGAAUUGUCGGCUCAAAUCCCGAAUCUGGUUUCAGGAUUUGUUUUCCGCAAGAAGGAUUUGUUCACGGCAGACACUGAACAGUUUUUGAAGUUCAUGCCUGGAGUUUCACUCGAAGAAUCGACCGAUGGUGGAGAUCAGAAUUACGUAACUGUUGAGCAGGCGAUUACGCAACAGCUAGCUGACGUCAUAAUUGUUGGCAGAGCUAUUGUGAAAAGUGACACUCCGAUAGGAAUAGCUCAGCAGUUCCAGGAGAAGUCAUGGAAGUCUUUCUCCCAAAGAUACGCAGACUUGUGAUUGGUCUGUUCUUGAACGUGCAAUAUGCUAUAAAUAAAUAUAGUGCAGUAAAUAAACGGUUGAUGACAGCGUUUCUGAAACAAUGAGAAUUAUUAAGUGUGUUUGAACGAAAUAAAGGUUAUUUAA